GGAACAAACAUGCAGGAGCAGGGCGAGCCGAUGUCUGUUAACCAGCUGAUCGGCCUCCCAGACGGAGAGGGGAGGGGAGGGGAGAGUGACUACUGAUGCUCCAGCAAACUGCGCCGUGUGACUCAGUGCUGUGGCGAGCAAAGCACAAGAACAACAACAGAAGCAGCAGCGGCACGGCGUGGGACACGUUUGCCUCUCAUCGGCUGGAUGGAAAAGCCGAGCGGUUAAGCAAGAGGAGGAAGUGAGCAAGCCGGCCAGCAAGCGAGAGGGAGAGAAGCUGACGAUAGGUGGGAGGGAGGAAAGAACACAGUGUCUCCUUUUUGAAGUAGAAAGGACGGAUAAAGACUACAACAUACUGCAGGGAUGUCCUGGUUGUCUCCGGUCCAGUGGGCCAAAUGGACAUGGUCCGCAGUGACUGGGGCUGCUGAGGACGAGGGGCAGCCCAGACCCAGGGAUGACGGAGAGGACAAUUCGGACUCAGAAGGGACUUUCGGGACUCCCGAGGCAGAGUCUCCAGGUGUCUUGAUGCUACUGAGCCAACUAGACAACUCCCACCAUACAGUUCUUCCUGAUGUUACAAACCACUUUCUGGACAAGAACUCCAACCAGGACAUCGGCCCAGUUUCAUCCAAAGAUGUAGAUUCCCUGAACAACCUCACUGGCCCUUCACCCGGCGACUGCAACUUUGGUUUGGACCAGAACCUCAACCUGAGCCUCAGCAGCAGUCCGUGUCCCGGAGGCGGCCUUUCGCCAUCCAGCCUGGUGCCCCAGCCUCAGGCCCUGCGGCCCCCAUCGCUGGCCUUCCUUUCCCCGCGAAACAAACCAGAUCCUUCCGAGGUGGACGAUCAGGCUCCGGUGACAUCUGACUGCAGCUCGGACCUUUGUGUGGAUCCCGACUUGCUUAAUGGCAACAUGAACUCCAACACACAAAAUACAAAACCAACCUGUGAGACCAACGGCACAAUUAUCUCAAACUCGUGUAAAGUGACGCAGACCCAGCUGAUGCAAAAGGACUUAAGCGGACAGGAUGACCAUCAUGGAGACCACGCCACUGACGAGGAGAAACUGGCCAGCAGUGGCAAACCAGACCAGGACCAAAGCAACUGCCAUGUGACAUCAAAACCUGGGGACACAGACUGCUGCUCAUUGCAAUUUGAAGACCCAAUGAAACUGAACAAGAACACGCCAGAGGGAAGUGAAAUGCAGAAGUCAGGGAGUCAGGUCUUGGAUUCCAUCUGCAUCAGUGAGGCAGAAAAACAGGCUGUUCUCACACUAAUUAGACAAGAGAUCAUCACUAAAGAGGCAGUGGCCAGCGACUGGAAGAAAAAGUACGAGGACAGCAGACAAGAAGUCAGUGAGAUGAGGAAGAUUGUUGCAGAAUAUGAGAAGACAAUCGCUCAGAUGAUCGAUGACGAGAAACGAAACAGCCAGAGUUCCCAGAAGGCUUUGCACAUUAUGUUGAAGGAGAAGGAAGCCGCCCUGGCAGACCUGAACUCCGUAGAACGCUCUCUCUCUGACGUGUUUCGACGCUAUGAAAAUAUGAAGAGCACCCUGGAGGGCUUUAAGAAAAAUGAGGAGGUGCUGAAGAAGUGUGCUCAGGAGUAUCUCGCUCGAGUCAAGCAGGAGGAGCAGAGAUACCAGACACUUAAACUCCAUGCUGAGGAGAAACUAGACAAGGCCAAUGAGGACAUUGCUCAGGUACGGGCAAAGGCGAGCUCAGAGAACAUGGCGGUGGUCGCCAGUUUGAGAAAGGAACAAAUGAAGAACGAGUCUCUGGAACAAGCGCUGCAGCAGAAGAAUCAAGAGAUGGAGGAACUCACUAAGAUCUGCGAUGAGCUGAUUGCCAAAAUGGGCCGAUUAGACUAAGAGACGCUGCCUGUGAUCAGCAUCUAGUGGCCCUCCGGUCCCGGCGAGCAGCGACGCUGUGUGCACGCCCCCAGCCAUUCGCCAGCCCUGCAUCCAGAGUCCAGAGACUGCUUAAAACUGAUGUCUAAAGUAACUUCAUGUAUACUUCAAUUGCACUACUUGUGACCUGAAUCAAUAAGGUUCUCUACAUGCUAAUAUCUGUUCUAGUUGGGACUCUGUUAUAUGUAAGUGGUCGCGUUGUUUUGUUUGCAUUAUUGCCCACUUUAAGGCCAUCUGCACCUCCGCCCGUCAUGCCAGUGAGCCACUAAACCUCUUGUGACUAAACUUAGCUAACAGAUGAAUUUCCAGCAACAUGACAUCAUGUAGGCGGGGGUUGUUUAAGAGUUACAAUUGGGCAUGCAGUAUAUUUUGCUUUGACAAAGAUUGCUUUAUAGAAAAGCAACGACAGAUGAAAUAUAUUUAUAUGUAAGUAAGCAAGGAUUUUACACUGAAAGAGCAGGGCUCAGGGGUAUUGUGUGAAGCUGAAACGAGGUCAGGGUCAAAGUCAGGCUGCACAAGAACUGUAGGAAAGGAUUAAAGAUUAUUUGAGGAAAUAUAGUAGAGCUCAGAGGCCUUGGUUUUUUCAGGAUCAACACUAAAACCACACUGAGUUUUGACCACAUGUUGGUAAAACUAAAGCAAAUAAUUGAAAGCAUUUGCUUUACGUGGACAACAUUGUAGACAAUUCAAACAGCUGUGGUACUGAACCCAGACAAUCAAAGACUUUAAUGUAAUUAUAUAAACUUGGUGGCAUUGUUUUGUUGCUGAAAAGAAAACAGGGAAAAUAUAAUCUACUCCACUAUCAAUGUAUGGAAACUGUCAUUUGUUAUGGAUCCUGAACAACUGGAAAACCUUUGAGCAUAAGGACUACAUUUUGGUUGAACAUAUUUUAAGCUAUUAUAAGGAAAGCCAACACUGCAAUACAUUAACAAUUACUGUAUUUAUUUUUUCAAAUUAUCACUGUGUCACAGAUUAAGUGUCCACUAAUCACAUUUACCUCCAAACAAGUAGAAAACUACGUGUUUAACGGCUCUAGAAGAGGUUUCUGUCAGUGUAAUGAAAAUGUGACCUGAUAUCCAGAUUUGUUGCCAUCUUGUUGAUCAAUUAGUGAAACAAACCCGAUGAUGUGCUACAGUUUAAAUUAGUGUCAUUCAAACCUUGUUUCUCAGCUGUUCUGUCUGUGCUUUACAAAAUAUUGUUUGUCACUUAAGCCCCUUUCUUUAAAUAUUGCUUGUGUAUUAAAAAUGAAUCUCACUCUUGUGUUGACACUUUAAGGACUACCAGCACGAGUGUGUGUACAUUUCCCUGAAUAAACAUGAAUAUAAUUUGUUCUACUAAA
Pungitius pungitius (ninespine stickleback) is the source of this 3244-nucleotide messenger RNA. RefSeq names its product transforming acidic coiled-coil-containing protein 1-like. Bases 364 to 1866 code for a protein of 500 amino acids. NCBI's taxonomy places the organism in Eukaryota, Metazoa, Chordata, Actinopteri, Perciformes, Gasterosteidae. The transcript is spliced from 13 exons. Gene Ontology annotation, biological process: cerebral cortex development; mitotic spindle organization; cell population proliferation. The record is from RefSeq and is a predicted model, not a curated record. Gene Ontology annotation, cellular component: cytoplasm.